Molecule: messenger RNA, 492 nt
Organism: Eptesicus fuscus (big brown bat)
Lineage: Eukaryota; Metazoa; Chordata; Mammalia; Chiroptera; Vespertilionidae
Gene: OMP
Product: olfactory marker protein
Exons: 1
Coding region: 1-492 (163 amino acids)
Biological process (GO): signal transduction; sensory perception of smell
Cellular component (GO): nucleus; cytosol; axon
Source: RefSeq, a predicted model, not a curated record
AUGGCGGAGGACGGGCCUAAGCAGCCGCAGGUCAGCAUGCCGCUGGUCCCGGACGAGACCCUGACCAAGCAGAUGCGGCUGCGCGUGGAGAGCCUGAAGCAGCGCGGGGAGAAGCGCCAGGACGGGGAGAAGCUGCUGCGGCCGGCGGAGUUCGUGUACCGCCUCGACUUCACCCGGCAGCAGAAGCUGCAGUUUGAGCGCUGGGACGUCCUGCUGGACAAGCCGGGCAAGGUCACCAUCACGGGCACCUCCCAGAACUGGACGCCUGACCUCACCAACCUCAUGACGCGCCAGCUGCUGGAACCCGCUGCCAUCUUCUGGCGCAUGGAGAGCUCGGAUGCCGUGGACUGGAACGAGGCCGACGCCCAGGAGUUCGGGGAGCGCCUGUCGGAACUGGCCAAGAUCCGCAAGGUCAUGUACUUCCUCAUCACCUUCGGCGAGGGCAUGGAGCCGGCCAACCUCAAGGCCUCCGUGGUCUUUAACCAGCUCUGA